AAAUACAGUACUUGAAAAGUAGAAGGAAAAAAAGUUAGACUAUUUUUUAAAAACAAAAAGUAUUUGGAAGAGCUCUAAAAUGUUUCAGAGCUUAAAUUUUUUGAAUCGAGUAUCAUAGCUUUCAAUCUCUAUAUAAGCUGCCUUUAACUUGAUCAUGUGAAAAUGUAGAUUGGACUUGAAUUGCUCUGUUGCCUCAGAUGAAUUUAUCAUCUGUUAAAUGCAUUACAUCACUAGUAAGCAAAGGGCCAAUACCGCUACUGUUCCACGAGCUUCAAAAAACAGCCCCCAAAAUCUCUGAAUUUAUAAUCUCCCAACUCCUAAAAUCUUGCGGCAAAAUCACUGCUCUUGAAGAAGGAAGCCAAGUUCACUGCUUAAUCCUGAAACAUGGGUUCAAUCAAGACAUGAUCAUAAUGACCUCUCUGCUCGACAUGUACUCAAAAUGCAGCAGUAUCAAUGAUGCUGAGAAUGUGUUUGUUGAAAUGCCUGAGAGAGAUAUUGUGGCAACCAACAGCAUGAUUCAUGGGCUGUGUCGGUCUGGUUCGACAUCAAAGGCAGUCAAAAUGUUUAAUAACAUGGAUGAACGCGAUGAAGGGUCUUGGAAUUCGUUAAUUUCGGGGCUUUCGUGUAAUUUGGAGGGGGAUAUUGCAUUGGAUUUUUAUGAGAGAAUGAGACUAGAGGGAGUAAAAGUUGAUGUUAUUACUAUGGUCAGUGUUCUUUCGAUUUGUGCUGAUCUUGCAGCGUUGAGUAACGGUAGAAAGAUUCAUGGGUUGGUGGUUAAAUUUGGGUUUGAGUUGUUUUUACCAGUUGGAAAUGCAAUUGUUGACAUGUAUGCUAAAUGUGGGAGCAUGGAGAAUGCUUGUGUGUGUUUUAACCAUAUGGCUGUUAAAAAUGUGGUUUCUUGGACUUGUUUAAUUGUCGGUUACGGAAAGCACGGACGAGGAAUUGAAGCUCUCAAGGCACUUGAUGCGAUGGAGAGCGAGCAAGUUGUGCCUAACAAGAUUACGUUCUUGGGUGCAUUGUACGCUUGUAGUCAUGCAGGAUUAGUACAAGAAGGAUGGAGGAUUUUCAAUAUAAUGAUGUAUAAGUACUCGAUAACGCCCAUUAUGGAGCAUUAUACUUGCAUGGUUGAUCUUCUUGCUCGAGCUGGCCGCCUCGAUGAUGCCUACAAUUUCAUGGAAAAGAUGCCUGUAAAACCAGAUGCUAGGUUUUUGACUGCAUUUCUUAGUUCUUGCUGUUCAUUCAUGAACGUAGAGUUAGCAAAGAGCGUUGGCGAUAGGUUACUUCAAUUAGUCCCUCAAGAAGCAGGAGCUUACAUGCUGCUGUCCAACUUUUACGGGCUUGUAGGCGACUCGGAACGCGUAGCAAAUGUGAGGAGACUAAUGCUAAAGCGUGGAAUAAGGAAACAGAAGGCGUAUACGAUGAUUGAGAUUGAUAGAAAGGUCCAUAGUUUUGAAUCAGGAGAUAGAUCCCAUCCUCUUAGCCGUAAAAUCUACAGUUGUCUGCAUAAUGUGGUUAAAAAGAUGAAGAAGAUUGGAUAUGUGCCUAACACCAGCAUGGUGAUGCAAAAUGUAGAUGAUGAUGCCAAGGAAGAGAUAGUUCUAGGCCAUAGUGAGAAACUGGCUAUUGGACUUGCUUUAAUCAGCACACCACCAGGAACCCCUAUUACAUUUGUUAAGAAUCUUAGAGUGUGUGUAGACUGCCAUAUAGCAACAGCAUUAAUCUCCAAAAUUGAAGACAGGGAGAUUAUUGCAAGAGAUUCUAACCGAUUUCACCAUUUCAAAGAUGGACUAUGCUCUUGCGGAAACCAGUGGUGAUCUAUUGGGAUGUUUAAAAACCGAACCAAACUGAUAAAAUUUCGUCCGGUUCGGCAUAAAAACAAAAUCAGUUUUGUAAAGGACUUAAGUUCAA
Molecule: messenger RNA, 1908 nt
Organism: Mercurialis annua (annual mercury)
Lineage: Eukaryota; Viridiplantae; Streptophyta; Magnoliopsida; Malpighiales; Euphorbiaceae
Product: pentatricopeptide repeat-containing protein ELI1, chloroplastic-like
Exons: 1
Coding region: 198-1814 (538 amino acids)
Biological process (GO): RNA modification
Molecular function (GO): zinc ion binding; RNA binding; protein binding
Source: RefSeq, a predicted model, not a curated record